UUGAAAGUACAUAAUACAUCUAAAAAAAUAUAGAAACACAUAUGUAUAAAUCGGUUCUCGGUUUAAUUUCGGUACGGUUCAGUUUGGUUCUUUCCCUCAAAAACCGUACCUAGCCCUACUAUUUCUAUUUCUAUCACCAUUGUGUUCUUAGAAGGUGCUUGUAACACAACAAAUUUAUCAAGAUCUUUGUACAAUGAAUUACAAUGGAGAGAAGCUUCGCAUUUACAUUAACUGGCAAUUGGGAUGGAAAUUCGCUUUAGAAAUUUGUUUCAGCGGAGUUUCACAAUCAAAAUUUGUAUGUAUGGUUAGUGGGAAUACACGGGGCCAUCGUUCGCUUCCAUUGGACCUGAAAUGCAUCCUCUGUAGUAGGUCCAGAGUUGAUUGCAUUUGUAAGUUUUCUUGCUAGAACUGUCUUGUUCAUAGAAGGCAAUGGAUCCAAUUACGGUUUCUUAUUCCUCAUCAUUCAGUCACAUGAGAAAUUGCAUUAGCUUACUACGGUUGGCUAUUUCUGCAGUCUCCCUAGAUUCACCAUAAGUACAUGCCGGCAAAGUUUCAGUACUAGCCAAUUCAUUUCAGUUCCGUACUAGCCAAUUCAUUUCAAAGUUUUUUUCAUUUGUGUGAAAUACAUGAAACUUGUAGCCCAUACCCUUUGUUUGGAAUGAGGGAAAUGGAGAGGAGAAAAUAAAUGAAAUUUGAUAUUCUUAAAAUCCUUGAUUGGACAUUAAAUUGAAGGGAGAGAAGAAGAGAAAGGGAGAGAGUCUGGGAAAAGGUAUUUCUCAACUCCUUAUAUUUGAUCCAAAAGAUUUCUGUCUAAAAGAGGAAUUGCCACUUGAUAGCCCCUUGGAAAUACUUGCAUGCUUAUAUAUAUCACUUGUAUGCAAAUACAAAUAUCAUUUCUCAUACUAAAUCUAUACAAACAUCAUAAAGGAAAUUAGAUCUUUUAUUUUCUCUUCAUUUUUCUUACUCAAAUUCUUUUGAUUUUCCCUGCACAAUUAAGAUACAAACAAAGGGGGAAAUUCUCUUGCAACAUUGAGUUAAUUUUCCCUGUAUCUGAAAAAUGAGAGGCCCAUUGCUCUCACCAUAUCGCUGCAAAUUUCAUUCUGCAACUCUUUCGCAAAAGUUGUGCGUAUGAAAGCCUCUGCAAGAUCCUUGGAUAUCCAGUUUAAUAUCAAAGAAGUCACCAUAAAGUCACCUUUCCUCUGGAUUUCAUAUUCAACAGAAUCUUCUUCUGGAACCCUAAUUGUACCAUCUACAAACCCCAACUUUUGUUUUGCAUCAUUGCCCUAUUCCAUGAUCGAUAGUUACCAUCGAUCAAAGAGGCCGUGACUAAAGCUCACACCUAGAUUGUCCGAGCUUUGCAAGCUCAACAAUCCUAUCCAGUGGCUAUAUUCACCAUCGUAGCUUGAUUCCGUGCAGGAACUUGCUCUGCUCUUUCCUUUAUGGCAAUAAUUUCUUAUACUAGGACUACAAAACCUAACCGUGGAAGUGAAGGGACAAAAAAAAAAAAAAAGAAAAAGCCCAUUUGAAAGCUAACUUUCCCACUCUUGAUACCAUGUGAGAAAGUCAACUUGAGCAGAGGAAAAGUGAAAGAAUCUUAUUCUCUUGUGCACUGAAGUACAUGUGAUAAGUCCUAUUUAUGCUCUGCCGACUAAUUAAACCAACUAAAAUAUAAUCUCUACGUCCUCCAAUGCACAACAAGCGCCUUGCCCCAGAUUGGGAGUCAUUGGGUGCCAAGCAUCCAUAAUCCUUCAGAAGGGCUUAGCUGGAUGCAGCCAACGAUCUAACAGGGGAGUUUUACCGACUGUUUCAUCUGGGGAUAGGUCUAUUAAGUUCAGUAGCUCAGUAAGCCAGUUCCUGACAAGUUCCUUAGCUUGCUUCUUCAACUCAUAAUGGAUUUGUAAUUUUUGGAUUUGCAAUAAUACAGUAUCUCUGAUUGUCAGAAUAAAAAAAAAAGUUGUACUAUUUUAAUUUCCAACAGGUUUUACUCAAAAUAAAACAACUUGUACUAUUUUACUUAAUAAUAUAUUAGCUAAUCUUAUGUAGAGAACUUGACCUUUUCAAGGUAGGUGUUUUUUAGGUCAGGUGGGAACCAGUUGAAAAAGUAAACCUUGUUUUGUCUUCGUUUCAAAUCUGAUAUGGGAAGUUUGAUAAAUGAUGAUUAUCCUAUCCAGCUUUCAAGUGCACCCUUCAUUGAUUUCUCAAUACUCUUGAACCAAGAUUCUCGGAUAAAGAAUGACGUCAUCAAAGAAAUUGGCAAAGCUUGUCAAGAUUUUGGUUUCUUCAGUAUCAUUAAUCAUGGGAUAGGUGAAUCAUUGAUAGAAGAUGUCAUGGACGCAAACUCAAGAUUUUUUGACAUGCCAAUAGAAGAGAAAAAGGAGCUGCUGUCUAAUGAUGUCUACAAGCCAGUAAGAUUUGAGACAUUUAUUCAGGAUGAUAAAGAAAAUGGGAAACUCACAAGGGAAUUUCUGAAGCUUUAUGCCCAUCCAAUAGGAGAUUGGAUAGGAUCUUGGCCUGGAAAUCCACCAGAUUACAGAUAUCUUAAAUUUUUAACGUUUUUCUUUUUAAAUUCGGUUUCAAUUAAGAUUCGAACUCGAGAUCCCACAAUUUUAAAGAUCAUUUCAAUUAGUACUUGCUUGUCUUUUAUACAUAAACUUCAAGAAUGGAAAAUUAUGCUAUUUUAAUUUCUGCCUAGGCAUAUUUUGAAUAGGACUAUUCUGUGGUAUUUUUAGAUCGAAUGAGCUACACAACAACGAAAGUAUAACUCCUACACUCUCACUCUUAUAUACUUUUUUCCACAAAGCCCUAAUCAUUUCUUCCCUUUAGAGGGAGACUUUUGCUACCUAUAUUACCUUGAGCCCACCUGCUUAUGAAACAGGGCAAACAUGAAAACAUACGCCAUAGAAAUGAGGGCAUUGAGCAGUCAAGUAUGUGGAGCUAUAAUGGAAAGUUUGAGCUUGAGUUCAACAUUUUGGCAAAACAAAAUUGAACAAGGAAUGCAGAUGAUGGGUAUAAACUGUUAUGAAUCAGCUUGUCAAUUGAACAACAUCUGGACAGGAAUAGCACCACAUACGGACCAUACUAUAUUCACUCUUCUUGUACAGAGCAGUCCUGGCCUCCAGGUGAUGAACCCUAGUGAUGGUUGUUGGAACGCUGCCCCAGGACCUAAAGGUUCCUUGCAUGUCCUAGUUGGGGACCACCUUCAGGUCCUUAGCAAUGGCAAAUACAAGAGUGUUAUACACCGAGCAGUACCUGGUUCAGAGGAAAGAAGGUUAUCUGUUGCCAGUUUCCAUAGCUUUGCAAUGGAUGAGGUGGUGGAGCCUGCAAUGGAAUUGGUGGACAAGGAGCAUCCAAACUACAAGGGAAGUAGUGUAAGGGACUACCUCAACUAUCUUUCCUCUAAAGAGUCAAAACCCUUCCUUGAAACUCUUAAAAUUGUAUCUUAAAUCUGCAAUUAAAUGUUAAUAGAAUAAUGGAUUGAAUAGAGGAGAAAAAGGAGCUUGUCUCUAAUGAUGUUUCCAGGCAAGCAACAUUUUGGGAUAAUGGGAAAUUUACAAGGGACUUUCUGAAGAUCUAUGUUAUAUGACACCAACUAGAAGAAUGAAUUGGAUAUUAACCUGAAAAUCCACAAAAUUACAAGCAGAUGAAUUACUUGUCUCCUUCAUCUCUUCAAUGCUGUUACUGAUCAAUAGCCAAAUGCAAGUAUGCAACCUCUGUAGGGGCGUUAUCAACUUUCUUUCUCAGAAAGUAUUUGUCUAUGCAUUAUGCAUGAUGAAUCCACAUAUUAAAAAAUUGAGAUCAUAUAUUUGUAUAUUGAGUUGAUAAUAAAUGCAGGUAAGUUUUUUUUUUUCUUCUUUCAAA
Hevea brasiliensis (rubber tree) is the source of this 3858-nucleotide messenger RNA. Its product is annotated as flavanone 3-dioxygenase 3. The record is from RefSeq and is a predicted model, not a curated record. Lineage: Eukaryota; Viridiplantae; Streptophyta; Magnoliopsida; Malpighiales; Euphorbiaceae. The transcript has 2 exons. The coding region runs from base 2136 to 2681 and encodes 181 amino acids.